CCACUUUCUUCACACCCUCGAUUCUUUCUCAAGCGCCUUUAGGCCCUCUAUAUACUAACACAUACUCACUCACUCCAAAACUCACUCUCUCUCUCUCUGGUCUGCACCUUUCCCGCCACUUCUCUCUCUCUCUCUCUCUCUCUCUCUCUCUCUGUGCCGCUGUGCGUGUGCGUGUGUGUAAAUCCUCGUCAAGAUGUUGUGGGUAGACAAGUACAGGCCGAAAACCCUAGACAAGGUCAUCGUACACGAAGAUGUGGCCCAAAACCUCAAGAAAUUGGUAACAGAACAAGAUUGUCCCCAUUUGUUGUUCUACGGUCCACCUGGUUCUGGAAAGAAAACCCUAAUAAUGGCCUUACUGAGGCAGAUGUUCGGGCCGAGUGCCGAGAAGGUUAAGGUAGAAAAUAAGACUUGGAAAGUGGAUGCUGGAACAAGGACUAUUGAUUUAGAUCUUACAACAUUAGCCAGCACGUACCAUGUGGAACUCAAUCCAAGUGAUGCAGGGUUUCAGGAUAGAUAUAUUGUUCAGGAAAUAAUAAAAGAAAUGGCAAAGAACAGGCCAAUUGAUACGAAAGGGAAGAAAGGAUUUAAAGUGUUGGUGCUUAAUGAGGUUGAUAAACUCUCAAGAGAAGCUCAGCAUUCUCUUCGGCGGACGAUGGAAAAGUACAGUGCCUCUUGCCGGCUGAUUCUUUGUUGCAAUAGUUCUUCAAAGGUUACCGAAGCAGUCCGUUCUCGUUGUCUGAAUGUGAGGAUAAAUGCACCAACUGAGGAACAGAUUGUGAAAGUGUUGGAGUUCAUUGGAAAGAAAGAAGGGCUACAACUUCCAUCUGGAUUUGCUGCCCGUAUAGCAGAAAAGUCAAAUCGGAGUUUAAGAAGGGCUAUUUUGGCAUUUGAGACUUGCCGCGUACAACAGUAUCCUUUCACGAGUAACCAAGCCAUACCUCCAAUGGAUUGGGAGGAAUAUGUUUCUGAGAUCGCAUCAGACAUAAUGAAGGAGCAAAGCCCAAAAAGGCUCUUUCAGGUUCGUGGGAAGAUAUAUGAGCUACUCAUUAAUUGCAUUCCUCCUGAGACUGUAUUGAAGAGGCUGCUCUUUGAACUACUGAAGAAAUUGGAUGCCGAAUUGAAGCAUGAAGUGUGUCAUUGGGCUGCAUAUUAUGAACACAGGAUGCGCCUCGGACAGAAAGCUAUCUUUCACAUUGAAGCAUUUGUAGCCAAGUUCAUGAGCAUUUAUAAGGGUUUCUUGAUCGCAACAUUUGGCUGAAGUGAUCUCUCCUCUUGUUUGCUUUUCCAAGUGGCCUUUUGUGCAUGGGAAGCUAUGGGAGGUGCUUGUAGACGUCAUUUUGCUUCAUCCCUUGUCUUGAUGAACUUUCAUACUUCACUGCACCAUUUGAGAGAGAAUUUUAUUUCUGUUUUGUAGUUAUUAUAGUUAUCAGCUUAAUCUAGUCAAGUGAGCAUGUUUUCACAAGUAGAGGAUCUUUCUGUCCUUCCUGUUAAGGUUUCAAAGGGUCUCUCAAAUGCUGCUUGGUAUGACUUGGUUUGUGUCCAUUAAGCAUGUGAUUCAUACAUUAUGAAACUGUCUCAGGUGUUAUGGAAGAGGCCACAUUUUUUGCAA
Molecule: messenger RNA, 1609 nt
Organism: Rhododendron vialii
Lineage: Eukaryota; Viridiplantae; Streptophyta; Magnoliopsida; Ericales; Ericaceae
Product: replication factor C subunit 3
Exons: 11
Coding region: 194-1258 (354 amino acids)
Biological process (GO): DNA-templated DNA replication; DNA repair
Cellular component (GO): DNA replication factor C complex; nucleus
Molecular function (GO): DNA clamp loader activity; ATP hydrolysis activity; DNA binding
Source: RefSeq, a predicted model, not a curated record